UGAGCGGAUGAAACCAGGGACCCGGAGGGAAGGAGGCAGGCAGGCAGGCAGGCGGAGAGAGGAUCCUCCUGAAAGGAAGAGGAGAAGAGCCGAAGCACCGAUGCUGCCUUCACAAGCGGUGGGACCCGUGGACAGUCAGCGGCUGCAAAUGGAUCUUCGUCGGGCAUUAAUCAAUUCGUCAAGUUGGAAGAAAUAGGAGAACCAAAGCUUGAGCUGUAAAUGUGUCAGCAUCAGAGAACUCAGCAUGAAGAAGUCGGCCCGGCCAGCGGCGAGUAAGGUCAGCGGGGAACGAGGGAAAUCGGAGGCCGCCGGCGCCGGAAAGUCCUCAGCCAAAAGUGUCAGCGCCGCACCUCUGAAUAAGGUGAAAAGCAAUGAUGAUCUUUUAGCGCCCAUGGCCGGAGGGAAUCCUGCCACUAAGACCAAGAAGACUGGCUCCAUUGGAAGUAGCUCUACCAACCAAGAAAUCAAGCCAAAAACUACAUCAGGGUCUCUGUCCAAGCGUACAUCAACGACUUCCAAGGAACCAAAUUCUUCGCGAGAUCGCCUUCGGACAUCAAGAGGUUCAGCUGCUAAGAAGCAGUUGGCUUUGGGCAGCGCAUCGGGGGAUGUAUCCUCGGGAAAACGCUCCCAGAGCCAGACUGUGGCCGAAUCAGACGGCCGCAUGAGCAAGUCCAAAUCAGACGGCCAGAUCAGCGAUAAGGUCGCUCUGGAAGCCAAGGUGAAAGAUCUGGUGGGUCUGGCUAACAGCAAAGACGUGGAGAUCCUCCACCUCCGCAGCGAGCUGAGGGACAUGAGGGCGCAGUUGAGCCUGGGGGGAAAGGAGGCGACGCCCCAGGAGCAGGAGGAAGAGGAGGCCGGGGAGGAAGAGAAGCCCCAGGUGUCAGCCAUCACAGCCGCUGACGUGGAGUCCACUCUGAUCCUCCUGCAAGAGCAAAACCGAGCCAUCCGAGAGGAGCUGAACCUGCUGAAGAGCGAGAACCGCAUGCUGAAGGACCGGCUCAACGCGCUGGGCUUCUCCCUGGAGCAGCGGCUGGACGGAACCGACAAGCUCUUCAGCUAUUCGUCCUCCCUGAGCCCGGACCUGUCGGCCAGCGGUGCGCACGGCGACACGGCCAGCGCCGGCGCGCUGACAUCCUCGGUGGAGGGCUCGGCCCCUGGCUCCCUGGAGGACCUGCUGACGGGUCACCAGCACGGCGGCUCGGCAGACAACCUGGACAGCGAGUCCAGCGAGGUCUACCAGGCCGUCACGUCCAGCGACGACGCCCUGGACGCCCCCUCCGGCGCGUCCUCCUCGUCCGAGUCAGAGUGCGCCCCGGGCGUGGUGGCGGCACGCUCGCGCAGGGGCAGCAGCGGCGACACCAGCGAGGUGUCAGUGGCCUGCCUGACGGAGCGCAUCCACCAAAUGGAGGAGAACCAGCACAGCACGGCGGAGGAGCUGCAGGCCACGCUGCAGGAGCUGGCCGACCUGCAGCAGAUCACCCAGGAGCUGAACGGGGAGAACGAGCGGCUCGGCGAGGAGAAGGUCAUCCUCAUGGACUCGCUGUGCCAGCAGAGCGACAAGCUGGAGCAGUACGGCAGGCAGAUCGAGUACCUGCGCUCGCUGCUGGACGAGCACCACGUCGCCUACGCGCUGGAGGAGGACAUCAAGAGCGGCCGCUACCUGGAGCUGGAGCAGCGCUACGGCGACCUGGCCGACAAUGCCCGCUUCGAGAGGGAGCAGCUGCUGGGCGUGCAGCAGCACCUGUCCAACACGCUCAAGAUGGCCGAGCAGGACAACGCCGAGGCGCAGGAGAUGAUCGGCGCGCUGAAGGAGCGCAACCACCAGAUGGAGCGCAUCGUGGAGUCGGAGCGGCAGGACCGGGUGGCGCUGGAGGCGACGCUGGACGAGUACAAGGCGGCGGUGAGCAGCGACCAGGCCGAGCUGGGCCGCUGCCGGGCGCAGCUGGAGCAGGAGAGGCAGCGGGUGGCGGAGCUGUACUCGCUGCACACGGCCGGCGACAAGAACGACAUCUGCCAGCUGCUGGAGGGCGUGCGGCUGGGGAAGGAGGAGGCGGAGGCCAAGGCGGCCAAGAUGCAGGAGGAGCUGGAGCGGGCGCACGGCGAGCUCGGCCGGCUGCAGGAGACUUUCUGCAAGCUGGACGGUGAAUACAGGGGCUUCCAGGAGCAGGCGCAGCGCCGGAUCGCCGAGCAGGAGGGCGCUCUGGAGAAGCGGCGCGUCGAGCUGCAGGAGAAGGAGACGGAGAUCGGCGACAUGAAGGAGACCAUCUUUGAGCUGGAGGACGAAGUGGAGCAGCACCGAGCCCUGAAGCUCCAUGACAACCUCAUCAUCUCGGACCUGGAGAACUCUGUGAAAAAGCUGCAAGACCAGAAGCAUGACAUGGAGAGAGAGAUCAAGACUCUUCAUCGCAGACUCAGGGAGGAGUCGAUGGAGUGGCGCCAGUUCCAGGCUGAUCUGCAGACGGCCGUGGUCAUCGCCAACGACAUCAAGUCCGAGGCGCAGGAGGAGAUAGGAGACCUGCGGCGCCGCCUGCAGGAGGCGCAGGAGAAGAACGAGAAGCUGAGCAAGGAGCUGGACGAGGUCAAGAGCCGCAAGCAAGAGGAGGAGAGAGGCCGAGUGUACAACUACAUGAAUGCGGUGGAGCGGGACCUGGCGGCCCUCAGACAGGGGAUGGGUCUCAGUCGGAGAUCGUCCACCUCCUCAGAGCCGUCGCCCACCGUGAAGACGCUCAUCAAGAGCUUCGACAGCGCCUCGCAAGGCCCGCCCUCUAACGGCGCCGCCGUCGCUCCGACUGCUGUUGCUCCGACUGCUGUCGCUCCGACUGCCGUCGCUCCCCCGUUACCUCGGACCCCCCUCAGCCCCAGCCCCAUGAAGACCCCCCCAGCAGCUGCUGUUUCACCCAUGCAGAGACACUCCAUUGCUGGGUCUAUCGUGGCGACCAAACCCCUCUCAUCGUUGAGUGACAAGAGACCCAGUUACACAGACAUGACCAUGCCAGCUGAGCACCUCCUCAGGGGAGCCCCGACCAGCCGACCGCCUCCCGUCCUGCAGAGGGUCUCCAACAUCGACUCCACCAAGGCCAUUUCAGUGUCGCGGAGGAGCAGUGAGGAGAUGAAGAGGGACAUAUCGGCGUCGGACGGAGCCUCCUCCACCUCCCUCAUGGCCAUGAGCGCUGCUUCCUCCCCCCUCUCCCUCUCCUCCUCCUCCCCCACCGCCUCCGUCACGCCCACCACCCGCAGCCGCCUGAGAGAGGAGAGAAAGGACCCUCUGUCAGCGCUGGCCAGGGAGUAUGGAGGCUCCAAGAGAAACGCUUUGCUCAAGUGGUGCCAAAAAAAGACUGAAGGUUAUCAGAACAUCGACAUCACCAACUUCAGCAGCAGUUGGAACGACGGCCUGGCCUUCUGCGCCUUGCUGCACACCUACCUGCCCGCACACAUCCCAUACCAGGAGCUCAGCAGUCAGGACAAGAGGAGAAACUUCACGUUAGCUUUCCAGGCUGCAGAGAGCGUCGGCAUCAAAUGCACAUUGGACAUCAACGACAUGGUCCACACGGAGCGACCCGACUGGCAGAGCGUCAUGACGUACGUCACCGCCAUCUACAAAUACUUCGAGACCUGACUCCCGACCGCAGCGCCUCGCACCCGCAGCAGCACAAUCACAGUCGCGGCGACGCGCCUGGCAACCGUUACACCUCACCGCCCCGACCCCACCACACGCUACUAGCUAUUAGCUGAGCUUGGACCUCAAGCAGCUGGGGGUCAAUCACACGUUUACCGUUGCACUAGUAAGCCAUGAGAAGUAACCGGUCGAAGCCGGGUCUGCGCAGAAUCCGCUGGAUCCCCUGGAAAAAGUCCAGAAGAUCCGUGGAUCAGGAGCUGCAAAAGAAAAAUGUCAGUGCCUUCUGUUUUGGCUUGUGUUGUUUUUGUUUCCACGAUGUUUAUGAGGAAGUUGUUCCAACCCUAAAUUCACUCGGAAAUUCUCAAAAUGUCUUUCGUUUGGUCGGAACAUUAAGCGGAGUUUACAUUUCAUGUGUGUGUUUUUUUUAUUCCAGCCCGCAGCGUUGAUUGGUUGGUUGCCUAAUCUUUUGAAAUAUUCCUUUUGGAAACACUUUGGACUUGUUUUGCACCAAGUCUUCCAGACAUGACAGUACGAUGCAGAUGCCUCUCUUUCAGCGGAUAAAGUGCCUGUGAGUUUAAUGCAGGAGAACCAAGAAAUGAGCUCCGUGUCGCUUUGUGAAGUUGCCAAAUAAGUAUCAUAGACUUCUAGUUGUUUUUUUUUUGUUUGUUUUUUUUCACCUGCUAUAACCAGGAUAAAGUGCUGUUAGGUUCUCCAGCUCCAUCACCCAGUAUAAGCCACACUAACUCACUCUUUAUAGAUCUGUGAAAGUUGAUUCAUAUUCAUUUAAAGUUGCAUAAAUAUCCUAAAGCUUUCCUGAUGGCUGUGUAACUUGUCUCCACUGUUCUCACUCGGCACACGGAGCGCACGGCGUCAUUCCUUCAGAACCAAAGCGUGAGCAGAGUGCAGCCCUCAGCGGAAUGUGUUCUGUGGAAAAAAAUCAGGCCUCGGGUUUGAGGGAAAAGUCUUGGAGUUGUUUGGAUUGAUGUGCGUUUUUCUUUCCUAAUAAUUGGAAGGGAUUAUCUGCGCUUUGUUUGUGUGUGUUCUUAAUGCGAGGUUCGGCGCCGGGUUCAGCGUAAACGCCUGACUCGGGCCAAAGGAAAUAAAAAAAUCUGCAUUCCAGCGCCUCUAAUGAUUAAUAACAUGCUUUGUUUUGUAGUCAGAGUAAUCCCAGCUUGUUCUACAAGGAGAGUGUGGGGGGGCAACAGUUUUUCUUGGUUUUGCAGAUAGUUGUGUGUUUCUCUUUGGCAGAGUCGUGUUGUAGCUGCAGAGGUCGUGUAAGUUACCAACUGGCCGUCACCUCACAUUGCAGACUGACCUAAUCCUGGAUAGCGACUAAACCGCCCAAAUAUCAAAUUCUUCACUGAACGAGACGUUUCUUGUGCUUCUAAAUGACACAAAGUGACUAUAUAAUCCAUUCUGCAACUAUCUGAUUUUUUUUCUUCUUUUUCUUUAUGUUUGUGUCUUUCCUUAGCAUAACUAUUGCACACUCGUGACGGUGUGUGCCGUUAGUUCACUCGAAAUCCAGCCUGCAACCGUUUAGUCAGGCUGUCUGACUGCUGUGGGCUGCCUGUGCCUCACACACAAAGUUAUUAUUUUAUUUAUUUGCAUAGUUUUCAUGAAGUCAUUACUUGAGUGUCUUACCUAUCUAUGAAGUUAUUGCACACACAGCAAGUAGCUGCACUGAGAUAAGCUUUUUUUUUCUUUCUUUGUAUGCCACACUAAUGUUCUUGCCUUAAGAGUCGAGCCGAGGCCUGCGCUACUGACAGCUGGACACCAGAUUGGAAAGGACGUCCUGAAACAUGCGAGGCUUUGUCCUUUGCCUUAUUGAGAAACUCUGACAUUUACUGUGUAGAGGUUGAAAUCUCUACACAGAGAGACCUGUGUAUUAAGGUCGUUGUAAAGAGGAGAAAAUAAAAGAUAUGUAAAUUUCUGCCAUAAAAGUUCUGAAAUUUUCUAGGAAAAAAAUAAUAAAACAAGGACAUUUCUGAGGUCCACAAGUCAAAACUUUGCUAGGAAAAACUCUGGAAUCUUGAGAUUAAUCUCAGCAAAAUUCUAGAAAAAGCAAGAAAAUGUCUGUUUGAAUAAUUGAACAUUUUCUAGGAAAAAAAACAAGAAAUUUUUAGGAUUCAUUUUCUAGAAAAACGUUGACAUUUCACAGUUUGAAAACUCAAACUUGCUUGGAAAGUUUCAACAAACUCAGAAAUCUCCACCGUUUCUUUCUUUCUAGAAAUUUUCUGAGGUCAAUCUCAAAAUGUGAGUUUUUUGGUAGAAAUGAUCUCUCCCCUUUUUUCUGUCUACAACAUCCCAUCAUAAGAACCACUCAUCCGUCUCCCUGAUAUCAGAAGAAAGGGAGAGUACACACAGUGUCAGUCCACCUCCGCCAGCGGUAUCAAUAGCAACAAGGAAAAGCACUAUUUUUGCCUCUCGGAUGUGGAGGCUUGCCAGGUCUCAUCGCCGCGGAGCGUACAUCUGCUUUAGACAUUCAGCGAUUUAAAGAUAGCACAAGAGCCUUCAACAAUGGCUGCCUCUGCUCCGCGUACAAGAUGGAGCGAGUUAUUUACUGGCGUUGGAAGGAAUUGGCUUCUUUUCACAAGUGGGGUGGGGGAAAAGUCGUGUGUGUGUGUGUGUGUGUGUGUGUGUGUGUGUGUGUGUGUGUGUGUGUGUGUGUG
Xiphophorus maculatus (southern platyfish) is the source of this 6285-nucleotide messenger RNA. RefSeq names its product sperm antigen with calponin homology and coiled-coil domains 1 like (gene specc1la). Gene Ontology annotation, cellular component: filamentous actin; microtubule organizing center. The transcript has 16 exons. NCBI's taxonomy places the organism in Eukaryota, Metazoa, Chordata, Actinopteri, Cyprinodontiformes, Poeciliidae. Gene Ontology annotation, molecular function: protein binding. The record is from RefSeq and is a predicted model, not a curated record. Gene Ontology annotation, biological process: actin cytoskeleton organization. The coding region runs from base 245 to 3616 and encodes 1123 amino acids.